CUAUUGAUCGAUCAAUCAUUCCAUCCAUCUAUCCCUCCAUCCAUCCAUCCAUCCAUCUUCUUGAUCAAUCAGUCAUUCCAUCCAUCCAUUCAUCCAUCCUGUUGAUCGGUCAGUCAUUUCAUACAUCCUUCCUACUGAUUGAUGAGUCAUUUUAUCCAUCCAUCCAUCCAUCCUGUUGAUGAUUUAGUUGCUUGAUGUCCUGUUGCUCAAUCAUUCCAUCCAUCCAUCCAUCCAUCCUUUUUUUAAUUCAUCCAUCUAUCCCGUUGAUUGAUCAGUCAUUCCAUUUGUCUGUCUAUCCAUUCAUCCAUCCAUGCUACUGAUUGAUCAAUCAUUCCGUCUAUCCAUCCAUCCAUCCAUGUUCUAAUGAUCAGUGUUGUAGCUACCGAUUCUGUUGUCGUUUAUUAUAAUCUGAGACUGUUGAUGUGGUGAGGAGGAGGAUCACUGUAUCAGGGUUAGUAGGAUAUGAGAGAAGGAUAGAGAAGAGAGAAAUGAAACAGGAACAGUGUGAUUGAAACAGGAACAGCAGUAUUUCCUACAGCUCUUCAUUUUGCCUGGUUAGACAUGUGGUUUAUAUAAAGCUUGUUCCAGACUGCUAAAUGAACUGGAGCUGCUAAAUGAACUGGAACUACUGCAGUGUUCAGAGUGUAAAGCGACUGUAAGGAUUUACAACCAUGCUGUGCUGUGAAGUCUACGCAGAGGUGAGACCGGAGCUCUUCUCUGCGGAGACGAAAAGCCAAAACUCCGACCGAACCAUGGACCUAGGGCUGGCUGAGGACCAUUUCUCACGACCUGUGGGUUCUUUCGUGGCAUCAGACAUCGAGCAGCUGAAGCAGGCUAUAGAGGAGUGUAAGAAGCUGAUCUUAGAGCUGCCGGAACAUUCGGAGAGACAGAAGGACACUGUGGCCAAACUCAUCCACCUGCGCCUUAAACUCCAGGAACUGAAGGACCCGGAAGAGGACGAGCCCAACCUGCGGAUCCUGCUGGAGCACCGCUUCUCUAAGGAGAAGAGCAAGAGCGUCAAACAGACGUGUGACAAGUGCAGCACCAUCAUCUGGGGUCUUAUUCAGACCUGGUACACGUGCACAGGUUGUUACUACCGUUGCCAUAGUAAGUGCAUGAAUCUCAUCACAAAGCCAUGUGUGAGGUCUAAAGUGAGCCACCAGUCGGAGUACGAACUAAACAUCUGCCCAGAGAUCGGCCUGGACAAACAGGAUUACAGAUGUGCCGAGUGCCGAGCCCAGAUCUCUCUCAGAGGCGUCCCGAGCGAGGCGAGGCAGUGUGACUACACGGGACAGUAUUACUGCAGCAGCUGCCACUGGAACGACACCGCCAUCAUCCCUGCACGUGUCAUUCACAACUGGGAAUUUGAGCCCAAAAAGGUAUGUCGCUCAUCCAUGCGUUAUCUGGCUCUUAUGAUCUCCCGACCUGUGCUGAAGCUGAAGGAGAUAAACCCACUACUCUUUAACUUUGUAGAGGAACUGGUAGAAAUCAGGAAGCUGCGUCAGGAUAUAUUAUUGAUGAAGCCCUACUUCAUCACCUGUAAAGAGGCCAUGGAAGCCAGACUGCUGCUACAGCUUCAAGAUCGGCAGCACUUUGUGGAGAACGAUGACAUGUACAGUCUACAGGACCUGAUCGACAUCUCCAGCGGUCGACUCAGCUGCUCGCUCACUGAGAUUCACACCACCUUUGCCAAGCACAUUAAACUCGACUGUGAGCGAUGCCAAGCCAAAGGUUUCGUGUGUGAGCUGUGUAAGGAGGGGGAUAUUCUCUUCCCGUUCGACAGCCACACCUCUGUAUGCCACGACUGCUCUGCUGUUUUCCACAGGGACUGUUAUUAUGACAACUCUACGACGUGUCCGCGAUGUGCCCGGAUGACCGAGCGGAAGCAGGAGGAGCUGGCGGAGCUUUAGAGACGCAGGACGUUGGCGGGUGCUACCAGACUUUCACUGUGACAGCACUACAAUCAGUGCUAAAACUGGCAUUGUGAGCAUGCUUGUGUUCCAGGACUGGCACAUUCCUAGUGUUCCUGUAUACCUCUCUAUAUCUGCUGUCUUUCUUAUUCUUGUGUGCUUUUUGUGCAUCUUUGUAACACUACAGCAUCUGUCAAGGCAGGAGAGACACUGAUUGAGAUGUAUGGCAGGGGUUAAGUUGUACCAUCGGCAGUACAGCGUUCGCAAUGAGCUCUAUGAACAGGCAGGACUGAAAAUGGAACACUACGAGUGUUGCGAGGAUUUUAACAGGUUUAACACUGGUUUCCUAUAAAACUGUCUCCCAUAACCUAGCCGUAUUAAUGAGAUUGUUUUAAGGUGCUUUCACACUUUUUUUUUUGUUCAAAGGUUGGUGUAACUCUGGCGAAGAGGAGGUUAUUUGUAUUUUUGGAGACUUCUGGAGAAUUUAAGCUGACUUUUUCCAACUUCACAGUUAAAGUCAUGUGCUGGUGAACAUCCUGAAAAAUAGACACCCUCUUAUUUUUAGUUACAUUGCAACAUUGGAAUAUUGGCAAUGAAAUAUUUUCAUGUCAGCAGGCCAAUCUCUCAAUCUCUGUAAAUCACUUUCCCCUCAACUUGCAGUCUGAUUAAUCAUCUGAUUAAAAAAUCUCUUACCAGUGUCACUUUGCUUUUCUGAAAUGUUGUAUGUUCUGCCUUCCUUGGCAUGAUUUUUUUUUUUUUUUUAGUUACAGUGCAACUUUGGACUAUUGCUGAUGAAAUAUUUUCAUAAAGCUCCAUAUAUUCGCUCACUAACAAGACUAAUUGUUGAGCGAAUAUGUUCUCCCAUGUUAGUUUUUCUUUCUUGCCCCACAACUUGCAACCUGAUUGGUCAGGAGGUAACGAAGCCCUUCACGUUACUCUACACUUUUCCAAAAAGCUGCAUAGUGACAUCAGAGCUUUUUAAAAGUGAUCACGCUCCCUCUCUCUUUGUGUUCACUUCCCUGAAAUAUGUAAAACUUGUGAGUUAAAAAAAAAAAGUGUGAAAGCACUCUUAUAUUUAAAGGCUGUUUAUUAUACUACAGUAUAAUAUAUUUCUGUAUUUAUCUCUGCAUUGUAGUUACAGGGUCCUGGCAGUGUGUGAUGUGCAGGAUCAACAGAUUUCUCUUUGCCAAACAUUUAUCAAAAUCAGUGUCAAAAAUAUUGACAUAUCCAAGCACCCCAUUUUAAGAUUAAAUUGAUUAUUAGUAUGCCAAUUAACCUGAAUGACGAGUGAAAAAGAAGUAAGGCUCUGUACACAACGUCGUGUACGUCUCUGUGGAUCUUAAUCAGUAUGUUCUCAUUUUGAGGCAGGCGAUACCUCAGAAUGUAAUGGUUUAUGCACUCUUUAUUAUUUGUUCUAAAAUAAUAUGGAAUAUGCUGUGUUACCUUUCAGCAUGCCACUUGUUUUUUUUGCGCUGUGAUAUAACAGACGUUGUGAUGUCAAGUAUUGUGAAGUUAUUCUCAUCUGUGCAAUGUAACGUGAUGCUUAUGAAGAACACGAGUAAAAUUAAUUACAAAUGUA
Pangasianodon hypophthalmus (striped catfish) is the source of this 3489-nucleotide messenger RNA. RefSeq names its product differentially expressed in FDCP 8 homolog (gene def8). The transcript has 11 exons. The coding region runs from base 672 to 1910 and encodes 412 amino acids. Lineage: Eukaryota; Metazoa; Chordata; Actinopteri; Siluriformes; Pangasiidae. The record is from RefSeq and is a predicted model, not a curated record.